Molecule: messenger RNA, 702 nt
Organism: Trypanosoma grayi
Lineage: Eukaryota; Euglenozoa; Kinetoplastea; Trypanosomatida; Trypanosomatidae
Exons: 1
Coding region: 1-702 (233 amino acids)
Source: RefSeq, a predicted model, not a curated record
AUGGUUCCACGGAUGAAGGCAGUGCCGGUCUUGCGCCCUUCCUCUCUCUCACCGGCACUGCACGGGGUGUUGCGUGAGGCAGAGGACGCCGCCGUGGGAUCCACCGUUCUGCUGCGUCGGCCGGCUCGUGUGGCUGAGGCCGUGCGCGCUGAGCCGCCACGGCGCGCAGCGGCCGCUCAAUCCCACGGGCCACGCAAGCGCUCUCUCUCUGAGUCGUCGAAUUCCUCUUCAGUGGAGUUGAAGCGGCAUCGCACAGAGAAGCGGCCAGCCAUGGGUGAGGCUAGUGCCAGUGGGAGCUGCCCAACGAUGUUCAAGGGCCUCGCGGCGAUCCCAGUGAGUGAGGAUCUUUUUGAGGGCGCGUCGGCGAGUUUUGAGAAGGCCCCACGGCGCAGGUGCUUUCAGCCAUCGUGGUCGCUGAUUGGAACAUUCAAGACUGACCUGCACUCCGUUGUGGAUGCAGACCCGCAUCACGACGCACUGAGAUGGUAUCAGCAAACACCUAACGGCGAUUUUCAGAAGAUGCGUGUCCCGCUCCUCUCCAUAAAGGACGUCCGUGUCGUGAGUGGGGAUGCGCAGGACGCCGGCGCACACUGGGCGAUAGUGCGGACUUCGACGAGGCCUUCGCAAAUUGUCUUUGGCUUUGAAAAACUAUCGGACGCACGGCGGAUGAAGUCCGCACUAGAGGAUUCACGGGUUUCUUAG